UUCUCUUUUCCUUAGAAGAAAUAMGAAAACAUUUAUUAGAACCAUGGCCUCGGCACCUCUGCUUGCAAGCAUAUUGAUCUUGACCACUUUUGGCGGGAAUAAUAAACCCAAGCCCAGUCUCAACGCUACCAGCAUGCAAGGCUUGGUUCCAACAAACAUGAAACUUCAACCUUCGUUUAGAAAGAAGUUUCAGAUUUACUGUCGUACGGGGUUUCGAUUGGUUGUUCUUCCUGGUGGWCACGUGAAGGGUACAGCCAAUAGCACAAUAGCAAACAAAUAUGGACACUUUGAACUUCAAUCUUUUGGAAGGAGUGUAAUCCGAAUGAAGAACAUAGCGACACAGAAAUAUAUAGGGAUAGCCAAGACUGGAAAAGUAUUUUCAACGGAUUUAGCAACAAACGAAACCUUACUGAAAGAACAUCGAAGGAAUAAUUUAUACAACUCUUAUCAUUCUUACAUUUAUAAAGACAAGAARAGCAGCAAACGCUUGUAUCUUGCUGUAAAACGAAACGGCCAAAUGAAGAAUGCAAGAAAGGUUCUACCAAGACAUAARUCUUUUCAAUUUCUUACGAUAGAAGAACCUAAGACACUGAGUUCCGUAAGGAAAAUUCUUCAAAAGUUUGGAAUUGAAAAAUYAUUUGAAACUCUCAAUUCUACUCGACAUGAGGAGAGUACGUAAAUAAAUUGAAUUCAGUUCAAGACUGUUGAUUUUUAUACUUUUCACU
Messenger RNA from Actinia tenebrosa (Australian red waratah sea anemone), 725 nucleotides. Its product is annotated as fibroblast growth factor 9-like. The record is from RefSeq and is a predicted model, not a curated record. Gene Ontology annotation, molecular function: growth factor activity. NCBI's taxonomy places the organism in Eukaryota, Metazoa, Cnidaria, Anthozoa, Actiniaria, Actiniidae.